ACUGGCUUCCUCCCUUUCCUGCCUCCUGCUCCCUGGCAAGACUCAGGACGGAGGGGAGAAGAGAGGAUGGAAAAAUCAGCCCAGUAGCCCCAGGCUGAGCAGCCAGAUUAAGUCACUGACCGUGGGCCCCGCUUGUCCUGGCUGGCCUGGUCAGCCUCCGGAGUAUGGUCUGGCUGGGGGCCCCUUUGCUGCUCCCCAUCGUCUUCUUGGCUUCUCAUGUUGGCGCAGCGGCGGACCUGACGCUGCUGGCCGACCUGCGCCUCACAGAGCCGCAGAGGUUCUUCCUGACCUGCGUGUCUGGAGAGGCUGGCGCUAGCAGGGGUGCAGACGCCUGGAGCCCGGCUCUGCUGCUAGAGAAGGACGACCGCAUCGUACGCACUCCCCGGCCCUGGCCGCCCACGCAGCUGGCCCGCAAUGGAUCCCAGCGCAUCACGCUGCGCGGCUUCUCCCGGCCCUCGGACCUGGUGGGCGUCUUCUCCUGCGUGGGCGGUGCGGGGGCGCGGCGCACGCGCGUCCUCUACGUGCAUAACAGCCCAGGAGCCCACCUACUCCCUGACAAGGUCACACACACAGUGAACAAAGGCGACACGGCUGUGCUUUCGGCACAUGUGCACAAGGAGAAGCAGACAGAUGUGAUUUGGAAGAGCAAUGGAUCCUACUUCUAUACCCUGGACAGGCAUGAGGCCCAGGAUGGGCGGUUCCUGCUGCGGCUCCCAAACGUGCAGCCAUCAUCAAGCGGCAUCUACAGUGCCACCUACCUGGAAGCCAGCCCCCUGGGCAGCGCCUUCUUUCGGCUCAUCGUGCGGGGCUGUGAGGCAGGGCGCUGGGGACCAGGCUGUACCAAGGAAUGUCCAGGCUGCCUGCAUGGAGGUGUCUGCCAUGACCAAGAUGGCGAGUGUGUAUGCCCCCCUGGAUUCACUGGUACCCGCUGCGAGCAGGCCUGCAGAGAGGGCCGUUUUGGGCAGAGCUGCCAGGAGCAGUGCCCAAGCACGGCAGGGUGCCGGGGCCUCACCUUCUGCCUCCCAGACCCCUAUGGCUGUUCUUGUGGUUCUGGCUGGAGAGGAAGCCAGUGCCAGGAAGCCUGUGCCCCUGGUCAUUUCGGGGCUGAUUGCCGCCUCCAGUGCCAGUGUCAGAAUGGCGGCACUUGUGACCGCUUCAGUGGCUGUGUCUGCCCCUCCGGGUGGCAUGGAGUGUACUGUGAGAAGUCAGACCGGAUUCCCCAGAUCCUGGACAUGGCCUCAGAACUGGAGUUCAACUUGAAGACGAUGCCCCGGAUCAACUGUGCAGCCGCAGGGAACCCUUUCCCAGUACGGGGCAGCAUGGAGCUACGCAAGCCAGAUGGCACAGUCCUCCUGUCCACCAAGGCCAUUGUGGAGCCAGAUAGGACGACAGCCGAGUUCGAGGUUCCACGCUUGGCUCUUGCAGACAGUGGGAUGUGGGAAUGCCGUGUCUCCACGUCUGGUGGUCAAGAUAGUAGGCGCUUCAAGGUCAAUGUCAAAGUGCCCCCGGUGCCCCUGACUGCUCCUAGGCUCCUGGCCAAGCAGAGCCGCCAGCUCGUGGUGUCCCCGCUGGUCUCCUUCUCUGGGGACGGACCCAUUGCCUCUGUCCGCCUGCACUACCAGCCCCAGGACAGCAUGGCCUGGUCUGCCAUUGUGGUGGACCCCAGUGAGAAUGUGACAUUAAUGAACCUGAGGCCGAAGACAAGAUACAAUGUCCGUGUGCAGCUGAGCCGGCCAGGGGAAGGUGGGGAGGGGGCCUGGGGGCCUCCCACCCUCAUGACCACAGACUGUCCCGAGCCCUUGUUGCAGCCACGGCUGGAGAGCUGGCAUGUGGAGGGCCCUGACCGGUUGCGAGUGAGCUGGUCCUUACCCUCGGUGCCUGGGCCACUGGUGGGCGAUGGUUUCUUGCUGCGCCUAUGGGACGGGGCACGGGGACAGGAGCGGCGGGAGAACGUCUCAUCCCCCCAGGCACGUUUCGCCCUCCUGACUGGACUCACACCUGGCACCCACUACCAGCUGGAUGUGCGGCUCUACCACUGUACCCUCCUGGGCCCUGCCUCACCCCCCGCACGCGUGCUUCUGCCCCCCAGCGGGCCCCCCGCCCCCCGACACCUCCGUGCCCAGGCUCUCUCAGAUUCUGAGAUCCAGCUGACAUGGCAGCGCCCAGAGGCUCCGGCUGGGCCUAUAUCCAAGUACAUCGUGGAGAUGCAGGUGGCUGGGGGCUCAGGAGACCCACUGUGGAUGGAUGUGGACAGGCCUGAGGAGACAAGUACCAUUGUCCGUGGCCUCAAUGCCAGCACACGCUACCUCUUCCGUGUGCGGGCCAGCGUCCAGGGUCCCGGUGACUGGAGCAACAUGGUAGAAGAGUCCACGCUGGGCAACGGUGAGUGGGCAAGGCCCAUGGGGACUCCUGGGCCCUGGGGAUCUGCUAGCCUAGUGCUGGGCAAAUCAUGUAGCCCACUGGCCGUAGACCUGACAUCUCUGCCCCACCCACCUGACCCCCAGGCUGCAGCCUCUAUCUGUGGACAUCUAUCCACCAGACGGCCCAUCCACGGCUCCAUCUCCUAUGAUUCUGUCUCAGGCGAGGAGACCAUCCUGCAGUUCAGCUCAGGCACCUUGACACUGACCCGGCGACCGAAACCACAGCCGGAGUCCCUGAGUUACCCAGUGCUGGAAUGGGAGGACAUCACCUUUGAGGACCUCAUCGGAGAGGGGAACUUCGGCCAGGUCAUCCGGGCCAUGAUCAAGAAGGACGGGCUCAAGAUGAAUGCAGCCAUCAAGAUGCUGAAAGAGUAUGCCUCUGAAAAUGACCAUCGUGACUUUGCGGGAGAACUGGAAGUUCUGUGCAAAUUGGGGCAUCACCCCAAUAUCAUCAACCUCUUGGGAGCCUGUGAGAACCGAGGUUACUUGUAUAUCGCUAUUGAAUAUGCCCCCUAUGGGAACCUGCUAGAUUUUCUGCGGAAGAGCCGGGUCCUGGAAACAGACCCAGCUUUUGCCCGAGAACAUGGAACGGCCUCUACCCUCAGCUCCCGGCAGCUGCUGCGUUUUGCCAGUGAUGCUGCCAAUGGCAUGCAGUACCUGAGUGAAAAGCAGUUCAUCCACAGGGACCUGGCUGCCCGAAAUGUGCUGGUCGGAGAGAAUCUGGCCUCCAAGAUUGCUGACUUUGGCCUUUCUCGGGGGGAGGAAGUUUAUGUGAAGAAGACAAUGGGGCGUCUCCCCGUGCGCUGGAUGGCCAUUGAGUCUCUGAACUACAGUGUCUAUACCACCAAGAGUGAUGUCUGGUCCUUUGGGGUCCUCCUCUGGGAGAUUGUGAGCCUUGGGGGCACACCCUACUGUGGCAUGACCUGUGCCGAGCUCUAUGAGAAGCUGCCUCAGGGCUACCGCAUGGAGCAGCCUCGGAACUGUGAUGAUGAAGUGUACGAGCUGAUGCGGCAGUGCUGGCGGGACCGUCCGUAUGAGCGACCCCCCUUUGCCCAGAUCGCGGUGCAGCUGGGCCGAAUGUUGGAAGCCAGGAAGGCCUAUGUGAACAUGUCGCUGUUCGAGAACUUCACUUACGCAGGCAUCGACGCUACAGCUGAGGAGGCCUGAGCUGCCGUCCAGCCAGAACCAGGCUCUGCUGGCCAGAGCAAACUGCUCUCCAGUCUGUGACUUCUGAUCCUUGUAGCCUCUGACCUGAGCUGCCUCAAGGAAUUUUUUUUAACUUAAGGAAGAAAAGAGGGGAUUCAGGGAUGGGGCGGGUUAUGGGGAACUGGGUCUUUCUCCUUGGCAGUUGCUCCCAUGCUUCCUGCAGUUACUCUUCCAGCUACCUUCACGUCGUUCCUUCUAGCCCAGCUGCUCCACACACGUGCUCCUCAUCUCCUCCCCACACUCAAACCUCUACUUCUGCUCCUCCCCCCAAGCCAGCACUCACACCACUAACACGCCCUGUUCAGUUACUCCCUACUCUCAGCCUCGUAAUCAGAAAAAAUAAAUGCUUUGAGAAGCUCCA
Messenger RNA from Hipposideros armiger (great roundleaf bat), 3987 nucleotides. It is a transcript of the gene TIE1, whose product is annotated as tyrosine kinase with immunoglobulin like and EGF like domains 1. The coding region runs from base 165 to 3587 and encodes 1140 amino acids. The transcript has 25 exons. Gene Ontology annotation, biological process: protein phosphorylation; positive regulation of angiogenesis; multicellular organism development. Gene Ontology annotation, cellular component: plasma membrane; signaling receptor complex. NCBI's taxonomy places the organism in Eukaryota, Metazoa, Chordata, Mammalia, Chiroptera, Hipposideridae. Gene Ontology annotation, molecular function: transmembrane receptor protein tyrosine kinase activity; ATP binding; protein binding. The record is from RefSeq and is a predicted model, not a curated record.